This is a messenger RNA of Salvelinus fontinalis (brook trout), 2464 nucleotides long. It is a transcript of the gene clk4a, whose product is annotated as CDC-like kinase 4a. Gene Ontology annotation, biological process: regulation of RNA splicing; protein phosphorylation. Gene Ontology annotation, cellular component: nucleus. Gene Ontology annotation, molecular function: protein tyrosine kinase activity; ATP binding. Bases 278 to 1765 code for a protein of 495 amino acids. The transcript is spliced from 12 exons. The record is from RefSeq and is a predicted model, not a curated record. NCBI's taxonomy places the organism in Eukaryota, Metazoa, Chordata, Actinopteri, Salmoniformes, Salmonidae.
UCAUUGUUCUAUCUAUGACAAGAACUUCGAGCAGCAGCAGAGUUCGCCAUUUUGGGAGGCAGCUUUGUUCGUAAACAAAGUAUAGAUAAAACAUCGUUUUUUUUGUUUUGUUUAGUUAGUUUUUUUUUAAACCUAUUAGUUGUUUGGGGUACAUCAGUCGAUAGAUAAAGUGAGGACAGAUGAUUUGAUGUGUAAUACUACAAUGUAAACAUAUAAUCUGUUCAACAUUAUCUUGCUAGCCUUCACGUUUCGUCGACGAACCAGGAAGCUAACGUUAAUGCGACAGGCAAAGCGAAUUCGUUCCCCUGGCGUUUGGCUCAGUGAAUUCAGCUGGGUGGAGAGCCGAAAGCGCCAGAAGCGAGAUGAUUCGAAUAGCAGUGUAAGGGAGAAUAAAUCUCGAAGACGUCAACAACCCCUCAAAACACAUGAAGGGCACUACCUGGAGACCCACAGCCUGAACCAGCAGAGGAUAGAGUCUAAGGACAGGAGGGCCAGAGAAGCCAGCCUGGAGAUGGGCUACGACGAGGACAACAGGGCCGCUGCCACCAGGGACAGAGAUCGCGAGAGGGAGAAGGACAAGGAGUGGCACCACUACAGCAAGUCAUCCGGGCGGAGUGGCAAGAGUGGCCGUAGUAGCCGCCGAGGGCGGAGACGCAGCCCUUCUCAUCAACGCUCCUCUUACUCGAGGAGCCAUCAUCGCAGGAGCAGGAAAAGAUCCCGGAGUGUUGAGGAUGAUGACGAGGGUCACCUGAUCUAUCACAGGGGAGACAUGCUAAGAGCCAGAUAUGAGAUUGUGUCAACUCUAGGAGAAGGAGCCUUUGGGAAAGUUGUGGAAUGCAUCGAUCACUCUAAAAUUGGUUCUCGCGUGGCACUGAAGAUCAUUAAAAACAUUGACCGGUACCGCGAGGCAGCCAUGGCUGAGGUGGAGGUGCUGGAGCAGAUGAACUCUCUGGACUGUGACCGGAGAUAUGGAUGUGUGAGGAUGCUGGACUGGUUCGACCACCACGGUCACGUGUGUAUAUCGUUUGAGCUGCUGGGGCUCAGUACCUAUGACUACCUGAAGGAGAACAACUUCCAGCCAUUCCCGGUAGAACACAUCAGGAUCAUGGCCUACCAGAUCAUCCGAGCCGUACGAUUCCUGCAUAAGAACAAGCUGACACACACUGACCUGAAGCCCGAGAACAUUCUGUUUGUGGACUCAGAGUACGACAUCGCGUACAACGCCAAAAUGAAGCGCGACGAGAGGACGUUGAAGAACCCGGACGUGAAGGUGGUUGAUUUUGGCAACGCCACAUAUGAACACAACCACCACACCUCCGUAGUGUCCACACGCCACUACCGCGCUCCAGAGGUCAUUCUGGAUCUGGGCUGGGACCAUGCCUGUGACGUGUGGAGUCUGGGCUGUAUCCUCAUAGAGUACUACCUGGGAUCAACUCUCUUUCAGACACACGACAGUAAAGAACACCUGGCUAUGAUGGAGAGGGUCCUGGGCCCCAUACCGGUACAUCUCCUGCAGAAAACCAAGAAGCGGCGGUAUGUCCAUCGGUACCAGCUGGACUGGGAUGCACUCAGCUCCUCUGGGAGAUACGUGAGGAAACACUGCAAACCACUCAAGCAAUACAUGAUGGUCCAGAGCUUGGACCACGACCAGCUGUUUGACUUGAUCCAGAAGAUGCUGGAGUACGACCCAGCUAAACGCCUGUCCCUGGACCAGGCUCUCAGACACCCUUUCUUCACCUGCCUACGCAAGGCCACCAGGAAAUGACCUUUAUUCCCAGCGUGGUUCCCAACCUGACCCUGCCUGUCAUCGUGACAAUCAUCACAACCAUCGCCAUGACAACUAUGAUGAUUGACGGUCGCCAUGGCUCUACAUUGACUCUCCGGGAGAGAUUAUUUACCUCUGGCUGUAUCAGUCCGCCCACGUGGCUUUAUAGUCCAUUGCUGUCAUGCUAGUUAGUGUUAAUGUAUUGCGAGUUGUAUCAUUGUAGUAGCAACCUGGUUCACUGAUGAAGCUGGUGUGUUAUUCUAUGGGCUGUCAGACUUAAUCAGUAAACUCCAGUUAAUGUUGUUUUUUUAAUUGCGAUUUAUGGCAUUGUCUAAAUGCUUUCCAAAUACUGAAAACAUCCCAAAUACUUUACCUAUUCAGCUAAAAACUGCUAACCGUUAGGCAAAAUCAAGAUGUCAAUAUUCUUGUAAUGUUUUUGUAUAAAAAAUCUUACAUUUUAGCUUAAUUUGAGCAAAUUCAGAAUUUGCGAUUCAUCGUGAUUAAUCAAAGCAAAUCUUGUAAUUCACUCGAUUACAUUUUUGAUUUGUCUGACAGCCCUAUGAGGUUUUUUCCCCAAGUCCCUGUUUUCAGUAUGACUGGAUUUGUAACUUUUGGAAUAUCGCUGUAUGUGUGCAUUUGUUAAUAAAAACAUCUGGAGUAUGAACGUAUAUGUAAAAAUAAAGUACCCUGUGCACAGUA